AGAGAGCGCUGGGAGCCGGAGGGGAGCGCAGCGAGUUCUGGCCCGUGGUCAAGCAGUCCAGGGGGCUGGAUGGCAUGCUGGACCCCAGCUCAGCUCAGCGUCCGGACCCAAUAACGGCUUUUCCAAGGGAGCAGCUUUCUCUCCUGGCCACACUGAGGUGCAUAGCGUAAUGUCCAUGUUGUUCUACACUCUGAUUACAGCUUUUUUGAUCGGCAUACAGGCAGAACCAUACCCAGAGAGCAAUGUCCCAGCAGGACACGCCAUCCCCCAAGCCCACUGGACUAAACUGCAGCAUUCCCUUGACACAGCCCUCCGCAGAGCCCGCAGCGCCACUGCUGGGGCGAUAGCUGCGCGGGUGGCAGGGCACACCCGCAACAUCACUGUGGACCCCAAACUUUUUAAGAAGCGGCGACUCCGUUCACCCCGUGUGUUGUUUAGCACCCAGCCCCCACUCCUCACUGCGGACUCUCAGGAUCUGGACUUAGAGGUCAGUGGCGCUGCCCCCUCGAACAGGACUCACAGGAGCAAGCGGUCAUCGUCCCACCCCGUCUUCCACAGGGGGGAGUUCUCUGUGUGCGACAGUGUCAGUGUGUGGGUUGGGGAUAAGACAACUGCCACAGACAUCAAGGGCAAGGAGGUGAUGGUGUUGGGAGAGGUGAACAUUAACAACAGUGUAUUCAAACAGUACUUUUUUGAGACCAAGUGCCGAGACCCCAAUCCUGUGGACAGCGGGUGCCGGGGCAUUGACUCAAAGCACUGGAACUCGUAUUGUACCACAACGCACACCUUCGUCAAGGCGCUGACCAUGGAUGACAAGCAGGCUGCCUGGCGGUUCAUCCGGAUCGACACCGCCUGUGUGUGUGUGCUCAGCAGGAAAGCAGCGAGAAGAACCUGACCUGCCGACACCCCCCACCUGCCCCCUCUUCACUCUCCUGGGCCCCUCCCUACCUCAACCUGUAAAUUAUUUUAAAUUAUAAGGACUGCAUGGUAAUUUAUAGUUUAUACAAUUUUAAA
Cynocephalus volans (Philippine flying lemur) is the source of this 1014-nucleotide messenger RNA. RefSeq names its product nerve growth factor (gene NGF). The record is from RefSeq and is a predicted model, not a curated record. The transcript has 3 exons. Gene Ontology annotation, cellular component: axon; dendrite; synaptic vesicle. Bases 170 to 895 code for a protein of 241 amino acids. Gene Ontology annotation, biological process: neuron projection morphogenesis; modulation of chemical synaptic transmission; positive regulation of collateral sprouting. NCBI's taxonomy places the organism in Eukaryota, Metazoa, Chordata, Mammalia, Dermoptera, Cynocephalidae. Gene Ontology annotation, molecular function: nerve growth factor receptor binding; growth factor activity.